AUGGGUGACAAGGUCGAGGACGCCCCCUUCCCUUUGACAGAUGUGGACAGGUGGGUACUUUCGCAGACGGAUGAAGAGUUCAAGUAUCAUGAUUGGGAAGAGCUGAGGGAGAUCAUUGAUACCAACAACCUUUCUGUGUUGAAGCGGAAGCCUUCAGACCUCCGCCGGUACAUGAAGUGGACAGCUGAGACGAAAGCUGCCUAUGGAUCCAUGACCAAUUUCCUGCUCCAACAUCGCCUGCCGAAGUCCUGGGGCCCCAUACCUUUCACGCCCGCCUCUGAGAUCCCCUUCAAAGACCCGUCCGAUUAUACGGUCCUUGUCAACGACUGGCCCUACGGCCUCACGCCCGACAUCACCCACAUAGUCGUCUGGACCCGUACCAUCGUCCCGACAGACCCCGCGACUGGAGACGUGACUCCCGAGAGCAGGAGACUCAUUGUUGACUUUGUCAAGACGCACUUUUCCGACAAGCUGGGCCCCGGUGGUGAAAAGCGUGUGAUGUGGUUCAAGAACUGGGUCGCCCUUCAGAGCGUCCGCGCACUGGAGCACAUCCAUGUGCUUGUCAAGAAUGCGGAUCCGGCGGUGAUUGCUGAGUGGACCAAGUAG
Diaporthe amygdali is the source of this 606-nucleotide messenger RNA. RefSeq lists its product as uncharacterized. The record is from RefSeq and is a predicted model, not a curated record. The transcript is spliced from 2 exons. Gene Ontology annotation, cellular component: cytoplasm. The coding region runs from base 1 to 606 and encodes 201 amino acids. Gene Ontology annotation, biological process: N-acetylglucosamine metabolic process. Lineage: Eukaryota; Fungi; Ascomycota; Sordariomycetes; Diaporthales; Diaporthaceae.